Molecule: messenger RNA, 8349 nt
Organism: Lymnaea stagnalis (great pond snail)
Lineage: Eukaryota; Metazoa; Mollusca; Gastropoda; Lymnaeidae
Source: the annotation of a GenBank genome assembly
CUACUGGCCGAGAUAAAAUUCAAAUAUCACGUUUGUAUGAAUGUCAUGCGAAAUGAAUAUUUAUAGUUAACAUCACUUUAAAGUUAAAUAAGAUAAUUGGCUAAGGUUUUUGUGUAGGUGACCAAAGCUUGCACAAUUUGAUGAAGCCUACAGUUUAAGGUCGAAUGAUUUGUGUGCACUUCUGACGCAUGUGAGGAGCACGAAACCAAUACAGUUCGAAUACAGAAACGAUACUCGUAGUGUUGUGUGUUGGACUUUGGUCUACUUCAAUUUCCUUCACACAGUCUACACUUAACACAACGCAGGGUAUUUCUUAUUUGUGGAUCACCAUCCACUGAUCUCAUUUAAAAUGGAUUGUUCAUUAUAAUUGUUACUCACAUACAGCUGUUCUGAGCUGUGACUUUUUCCAGAUGAUUUUGGUAAGUAAAUACAAUUUGAGCCAUGCUGACGAAAUAACUUGUACUACUAUUUGAACAGUCUUUGUGUCAUCUCUUAGAUUUGUGAUCUGACUAUAAUUCUUUUGCUUCGUAGACUUCCAACUCCGUGGCUUGAAGAUUUAAAGCAGCGUUUUCCCCAAUUGGGGAGUCCCUGCACCGCCCCCAGGGGAGUGCGAGGUUGCGUUUCAGGGAGUAACUUGGGAAGGUGUGUGGAGGGAGUGAUCCGCCCCGGGGGACACUUGUUUUCUUCGGCAUACUUCAGGGGGGGGGGGGUUGUUGUUGUUUUUGUCUUGGGGGUGAGUGACUUGAAAAAUAACUCUUUUAAGGCGAGGACCUGCGUUGUACCAUAGAAGGGGCUGCAUUGUACCAUAGAAGGGUCUGCGAUGUACCAUAGAAGGGUCUGCGUUAUACUAUAGAAGGUGGGGGACUCUUGUUUUCUUCGGUAGAGUUGGGGGGGGGGGGGUUGUUGUUGUUUUUGUCUUGGGGGUGAGUGACUUGAAAAAUAACUCUUUUAAGGCGAGGACCUGCGUUGUACCAUAGAAGGGUCUGCGUUGUACCAUAGAAGGGUCUGCGAUGUACCAUAGAAGGGUCUGCGUUGUACCAUAGAAGGGGCUGCGUUGUACCAUAGAAGGGUCUGCGUUGUACCAUAGAAGGGUCUGCGUUGUACCAUAGAAGGGGCUGCGUUGUACCAUAGAAGGGGCUGCGUUGUACUAUAUAGAAGGUUUGGAAACAAUGAAUUAGAGUUUUUAAAUGGUGAACUGUAUGACCACGACAGAUUCAAGUAGGGUAAUAAGAAAUAGAAGGCGAAAUGUGUAUGUGAUUUCUUGAAAUAGUAGAACAGGGUGUGUGUUCAAGUUAAAGCUCGAAUCAAAAGACAUGACAAUAAGAUGUGAAUGUUUCGAUUAGACUUAGAGACUUUUUCAGCGAACUGGACAUCACAUAACUUGAAUUCAGUCCUUCAAUUAUUAUGAGAUUUCUUGCUUGUAAAAAAAGAAAUAACUUUAUUUUAGAAAAUAAAAGAAAUAUCAUUACUUGAUGACUGAAAUAAGAUUUGUUACCGCAUUGCAUGUUGUUCCUUAACAAAAAUAAUUAAGGAAUUGUUACUAAUGUAGUUAGUUGUUGAGGCUAACCUUGAAAGGCUAAACUAAUGUAGUUAGUUGUUGACGCUAACCUUGAAAAGCUCAUUAAUGUAGUAAGUUAUUGAGGCUAACAUCGAAAGGCUAAAUGAGUCGAAAACAAUGUUCUGCAGCAGAGGUCCCCAACUUUUUUAAGCAACAGGACUGGUUUUUGUGGAAGAAAAAUUUGCCACGGACCGUGGAGGAAAUGUUUUGAGUUUGAUUCACGUGCAACAAACGCGCUCUCUCAUUGCCACGGUGCGGCCCAGUUCCUUCUUGUCUGGGGCGCUAUGUGUAAGGACCCCUGAUCUACAUCUCCUACUCCAGAGUAGAAUGAGAAUGACGCUCUUAGUAAUUGUUUGUAUUCCCUAUGAAACUAUAAGUAAAUAAAAUCAUCAACUAUCAUUUCCCUGCCUGCUUCAAAGUUUUACAUGAAAUCCGGAAAAUGAUACCUAUUAUAAUAUAAUAAUGCAUAUACACAGCGAUUUUAGAACGCAUCCGAACGGCGUACCGCACAUUUUUUCGACGGAUUCUCCAAGUAUCCUGACAAUUUUGUGUUUGGUCCACGUGCACUUGACUUUGAAUCGACCUGUCCAGCGGCCAGCGGGGCUCUAGAAACAUGAAACAAUGCAUGCAGGAUGCUUCGUGGGGAAAAUAUUUUAAAAAGUGUGUGUGUGGGGGGGUGGGGGGAGCUUGGCUCGCCCCGGGUGGACACUAACACUAGCUUGGCUCGCCCCGGGUGGACACUAACACUAGCUUGGCUCGCCCCGGGUGGACGCUAACACUAGCUUGGCUCGCCCCGGGUGGACACUAACACUAGCUUGGCUCGCCCCGGGUGGACGCUAACACUAGCUUGGCUCGCCCCUGGUGGACACUAACACUAGCUUGGCUCGCCCCGGGUGGACACUAACACUAGCUUGGCUCGCCCCGGGUGGACACUUACACUAGCUUGGCUCACCCCGGGUGGACACUAAUACUAGCUUGGCUCGCCCCGGGUGGACACUAACACUAGCUUGGCUCGCCCCGGGUGGACACUAACACUAGCUACGCCACUGCGUGUGAACGGUCAAUAAUUUCUUUAUUAAAAAUAAUCGUUGGUAAGGUGGCAACUAGAAUGCUCUGAAUGACUCUCAACCACCUUUUCUUUGAAUAAAGAGGCCAGAGUGUUGACCAUACACAACAGAACACACGGAAAUAACGAUGCCUGUUAUUUCUGAAUCUGAUCUUCAAAGCCAAACUUCCAAUUGAUUAAUGACCUAAGACUAAGAUUAAACAAUCUAUAUAUAUAAUUCGCCAACAAAGGUCAAACAAAGACGGGAUAAACACCAAGCAGGCUAUUUUUAGAUACGCCAGAGCGUGGUUCAAUAAUGAGUUCAAUAGCGCGCAAAAUAUAAUUCCCGAUAACUACGCUAAAUGAUGUAUAUCUAUUCUUAAUAACGCAAUUGCGUUUGGUGCGUAAUAUUUUCUUUUCGGAAAUGAAAUCGUCUCAAUUUAAGUAUUGUGUCAAAAAUAUUCGGUUUAAAAGUGGUUGGGACAUGAGAAUAUUAAUAUAGUUCAUGGGCGUGAAAUAAAAAGUGUGCAGCGGAGUAUCAUGGGGGGAAGGGGUGUUGUAAAAAAAUUAGGAUUCUUAAAUGUGCGUUACUUGAGUUCAAGUUUUGUCAAGUAACUUUAGUGUAUGAUUGGAAGUUCACGCUCUGCUGCCGCAAAAGUUUAGCCGGUUAUAUCACAGUUGUAUCCUUAAACCCACCCGAUUAGGACAACUGUGUCUUCACAAAGUCUUCACUCACCUAUAAGCAAUUCCCUGCGGCGUAGGCUACGCCGCGGGCCGACUAGUUUUAAUUAUUUUUUUUAAAUAUAUAAGUGGCCUUUUAUGAAAGACGUCCCGCUAUUUUAGCAGAUUUUUGGAACCCCCCCCCCCCUUUUCCCUUAACGUCACAAAUGUGUCAGAUGAUUAAGACACCCUCAGAAUAGUUCGUCACCAAAUAGUGAAUCCCCCCUCCUCCCGAUUCGUAACAUCAUAAUGGAUGCGCCCUUCAUAUUAACCAGAUGUGAAUACUGGCAACACAAAAUUAGGAGUUUUAUGUGACGUCAUGUUGACAAUAAAUGACACGGGUGGUGUUUGGGAGGAGGGCGGUUAAACCAGGGAAAGGGGAUCCACAAAAAGAGUUGAAAAUGACAUGACGUCAUACCAUGACAUUAUAUUAUAACCAGGACCAUUCAAAAUGCGCAUUUCUUUGUAAACAUUCCACAGAAUGUUGGAUGAAGCUAGUGUGACAGAAAUGGAUAGAUUUCGUUCGUUAGGCCACUCAGCUUUUGUUGUGGGCUACACUGGAGAAGUCGGGAAGGUUCUUGUUGACGAACUCAACAAACAGAAGAUCUUCCAACGUGUGGUAUUGAUAGGACGAAGGGAAGUGGCACUUGAUGUGGGACAAGAGUUUGUAAGUUUUUCUGUUCCAUUGUGGAAAAUGUAUAUUUAAUUUUUGGCUUUUUUUUUUUAAAUUUUGAAGCGAAGAAAAUAAUUAAGGUAUAUCAGUCAUCAAUGAAUAUCGCUCAAUGUCACCCAAAUCAACAAGUUUGAACAAAAGAAUGCUUGCCUUUAAAUGGCUUUUCAUUUUUAAGAUGUUACUGACCAUGCCAUCAGCAUUGCAACUCCAUUAUUUCCCUUUAUCAGGUUACAGUAGAGGGAUCCAGGUUUUUCCUCCAUUUUAUUUGAAUUCCUUGUUAGCAAAUUUUUAUGUUACCAAAAUGAUUGAUAUUUAGUGAUAUCACAUUUAUAGAAGUGCUUGUCAUAGUAGUACAAGUCUUUAGUAAUUUCUCACUAAUAUUACCAACCUAGUCAAACUUAUAACUUACACCUAAAGUAACUUAUAGUUGUAUACUUAUAAUUAUAAUAACGACAAUAAAGUAUACUAAGUAACAAGAUAUUAAUUAUAAUAAGUUAAUUACAGGGAUACGGCUCUUACUUUUACCCUGCCUUAUAUUUGAAUUUAAUGAAAAUCGCGUGUGAUUGUCAAUUGUUAACUACCCGGUAUCUUUAAAAAUAUUUUUUAUAAAUAAAGUUAAUCUAUUUAAACGUCAUUGAAUCAUGGCAGUCAUUCACCAUCCAAUUUAAAAGAAAAUAAUAAUGUAGGCCAAUAUUGAUUGCUGUCACUGUUGCAUGUUUACAGGAACAGAAAGUUGUGGACUUUGACAAAAUACAUGAGCACAAAGAAAUUUUUAAUGGCCUUGACACAGGAUUUUGUUGUCUGGGUACAACCAGGGGCAAGUCGGGCAGGGUGAGUUUAGGCCUAAAUAACGUUGAAUUCUAACUGAGACUGAGAUUUAUAAUAAUAAUAAUUACUUAAAAUUAAAGAUUUAAAAAAUUUGAUUUAAAAAAUAGUAUCUUGUUUUCAAACAUGCUUGACAAAAUUUCUGCCAGAUAUUCAUCCAAAAAGUAAAAGAUGAACACAUUUGUUAGCAUAUUUUUAGCAUCAAAAAUUCCAAAACGCUUUUUUUGUUUAAGAAAUUGCUUACUUAGGCUUAUAAUUGUACUAUCAUAGCACACAACCCAAUUCGUCAAUUACAAAAAUGGCUCAUAAAUAGGAUAUCAAACAUAACAAAUAUUUGUUGGUACCCAUUGGCAGCUUAGCCAUUUUAAGAUUUUUUUAAUAUCAAGUUUGGCGAUAUGUCUAGGAGAAAUAACCAGCUAUUUUAUAUCAAGAAAAAAGCUACCCCCUGUUUGCAUAUUUUUAAAAUUGGAAAUUCUAAACUCACAGAUAAGCGUGCAUCAUAUAAAUAUUAAAAUGAUUAAAUUAUUAAAUUUGGCUCACAUUGGAAUCUCAUAAAAAUUAGUAAUGUAAAUUUUAUAUCUUUUCCUCACAAAAUAUAGCCCAGAGCUUUUUAACUAAUUAAAAGUAGUGCUGGCAAAACUAAAAAAAAAUUGAUAUAAAAAAAACAAGAUAUUGGAAAACCCCUUAUUAUAAUAUCAAAAAGGGAAGGAUAGGGAAUCAUUUUCAACAUGAUGGCGGCAGCCCUAGAAAAUUUGUGAAUAGAUGAGAAAAAAUAAAUGGUUGCACAGUUAAGAUUACAUUAAUCUUAAGCUUAAGCCUUAGGGUAUUUAUAUUGUAUUUUAAAUUAUAGCUAAUUUUGAGUUGUUCUAAUUUAUAAUGCAGUGAAAUAAGACAAGUCAAUAUGUUUGUAAUGAGAAAGCUUGUAAGACAAUGCAUUUUUUGUUUCACAUGACUCUCUCACUAUUGAAAAACCUGAUAAAAACGGAUUGCAGAGCAGUGGCAUGACAUUUUGUAGGUAGGGAGGGGGAGGGUAAUAAAUUAUUUACUAUAUAUUUUUAAUGGAAAUAUUCCAUGAUAGGACGGUUUUAUCACAAUUGACAGUGAUUAUUCCAUGGCAGGAUGGUUUUAUCAGAGUUGACCGUGACUAUGUGUUGAACACAGCAGAAGUCGCCAAGUCUCAGGGAUGCAAGCAUUUUUCCUUAGUGUCCAGUAUGGGAGCUGAUAAGAACAGCUGUUUGCUCUACCCAAAGAUUAAGGUAAGUUCAAGAGUGUUGUGGUUCAACAGAUGGGUAGUCACAAUGAGUGGGUCUUUAAUUUCCUCAGAGAACACUAUUUUUAUCAUCUCAAUUUUACCUGUAAUUUCUUGCGUUAACCCACAUUUUCAUAUGCAUGGAUCUUCAACAAAAUCUUUACAGUUUUAUAUUAAAUCUUUCACUAACCAAUCUUUCACUAACCAAUCUUUCACUAACCAAUCUUCCACUAACCAAUCUUUCACUAACAAAUCUUUCACUAACCAAUGUUUCAGUAACCAAUCUUUCUUUAACCAAUAUUUGAUUAACCAAUCUUACAGUAAUCAAUCUUUCAUUAACCAAUCUUCCAGUAACCAGUAAGCAAUAUAUUAACAUGACUCCUGAUACAGUUUUUCAAUAUGAGGGUUUGAAUUAAUUGUGAACACGUAAAUUCAACUACAAAAAUUUUCUUAUUUACUUUCCUAUUCAGGGUGAAGUAGAGGCUACUCUAGCAGACAUGAAAUUUGAACGUUUCUCUAUAUUCAGGCCAGGGUAAGUAAGUGAGACUAGGUAAAUUUUAACAUAUGCAAUGGCAUAAAAAUAUAUUGAGUACAGGUACCUUUAAAAAAUAUUUGGUAAGUCAUUUAACAUUCUAGAAUCUCAGAUUUCUCUUACGUACCCAAUGCUAAAAAUCUCUAUCUGUUCUCAGGAUGCUUCUCUGUGACAGAACAGAGAGGAGGACUAUGGAAAAAGUUAGUAUUGCUCUACUUAAACCAAUCACAAGUUGUUUCCCAACAUUGCUCUCUGCUCCCGUAAGGACAGUGGCCAAGGCGAUGAUCAACAAUGUCAUAACUCCUACUGAUAGUUCUCUCCCUGAGCUCUAUGAAAACAAACCCAUUCAUCAGUUGGCCGAAGGAAUCGUUCAUCAAUCAAAACCUAAAAGAAGUUAAAACUGUUGCUUGAUGAGGAAAAAAAACAUUGAUUUCAUAACAAAUUUUUGCCUUGACUUUUUUGUAAUGAAGUCCAUGACUGUUCAUUAAAUGAAGUUGAAUGUUGCAAAUAUAUCACUGAUUUUAGUGCUAAGUAAAAUUGCAUCACUGCUAUAGUAUGGCUGUGACACAAUUUGAAGAAAUCAUUUCAAAGUUAUUUAUUAAAUUUGUCUUUGUUACAAAUUAUUGAUGUGAUUAUUUACAAGAUCUCAUAAUUUUAAAAAAUGUUCAUAUCAAAUGGCUUAAAUAACAUGCUAAAGCUUUUUUGUUUGUUUGAUAUAUUCUUACAAUUCUACACUUUUUAACAGUGAUUUCAAGUGCCAAUAUAAAUUUUAGAUAAAUAUACAUUUGUUAAUGUUGUUGUUGAGAAAGGUAACAAGUUGCCAAUGUCAUAACCAAGGAUCAGCAAAGCAAAUGAAGCAUUUUCAUUUAGAAUGCUGAAAUCCUUAUGGAUAUCAAGUAGUCUGGGCAUCCACACCGAGACCAGAAAAUUCAAAGACAUUUCUGGAGUGUUCUCCUCUACAGAUGUGCUGGAUGCCCACAAGCUAAUCACAACGGAAGUUUUCCAGACCUAAGACUUACACAGGAUUCAUAUAACCUGUUGCCAAGUGACAAUCUACUAUGAAGAACUGAGAUGCCCAUCAUUCAAAUUCCUUGAUCAUGUUUGUUGACUGUCAACACUCACUUAAGACAUCUCUUAGAUGGGCAUUCAAGGGAAAAUAAAACCAUAAAAGAGCCAUAGAAUAUAUCAGAACAACAAGUGGAAUAGAAGUCUGACACUGGUAUCAGCUUCUACGAAGGCAGCUGAUAUACAGAUGGAGCUUUCCUUGGUCUCUGUUUCAAGCAACGCUCAGGGAGGAAGAUUGUAUGAAUGAAUUAAAUGGCAAAGGUUUGAAUUAGUUUCUCCCAGGACACUUCUCCAAAAAGUAUUUACAUGAGACAUAAAUUGUGCAACAUAAAUUGUGCAGUGUCAAUAUUUAUAAACCAGAAGCAAGGAAUUUGAAAUGUGUUUGUAAAAAUUAGCAAUGAUUUCAAAAUAUUCCAUUUAUCUGACUUUACAUAUCAUUUUAUCAAGAGCUACUUACCUUUUAAUUUUAAUGUAAACAGCUAGUAUUUAAACAAGUAAAUAAGAAACUAGAGAAUUGGAUUUCAUUCAACUUAAGUUUAGUUGUAUUGUUCUUUUAUGUAAACAGAAUGGUUUAAAAACUAUAAGGCCUUUUAGAAAAAAUUUGCAAUCAAGUACUUUUGUUGGUAAAAUUAUUUUGUAUGUGUUAAAUAGCAAGCAGUUCAAUUAAAAAAAAUCAAAGUGA